Molecule: messenger RNA, 1520 nt
Organism: Cucurbita moschata (crookneck pumpkin)
Lineage: Eukaryota; Viridiplantae; Streptophyta; Magnoliopsida; Cucurbitales; Cucurbitaceae
Product: putative lipid phosphate phosphatase 3, chloroplastic
Exons: 8
Coding region: 323-1291 (322 amino acids)
Biological process (GO): phospholipid metabolic process
Molecular function (GO): phosphatidate phosphatase activity
Source: RefSeq, a predicted model, not a curated record
UGGAAGAAGCUUUUUGGGUAAUUGGUAUUAGUCUGUGAGAGGAGGGAGGCCUCAGGAAGGCCGACAAAAUAUCUCCUCUCUCACCAAAUCCAACCCUUCCGUCUAAAGCUUCACAAAUUUCAUCCGACUUUUUUCUACUACAUUUCCAUUCGACCCUUUCUGGGUUUCUCUUUUUUCUUUUCGAAUCUUCACGCACAUUCAAUUCCACGUUUACUUUUCACCCGAUUGUCGUCUUUCGAGGGACCACCGGCUGUUUUCUUCCUUCCUCUUCCCUUGCGGAUUUUGAAGCCUUCGAUUCUGAUAAGGAGGGAGGCUUCUUCUCAUGAACAGCGGAAUGAGGGAAGGGCAGCUUUGUUCGCACACUUUAAGGUCCCAUGGAGUCGCCAUUGCGAGGAUACACAUGCAUGAUUGGCUUAUAUUCUUACUGCUUGUGAUGAUUGAAGUUAUCCUAUAUUUAACCCAUCCGUUUUAUCGCUAUGUCGGGAAGGACAUGAUGAGUGAUCUCAAAUAUCCCUUCAAAGAUAAUACUGUUCCUGUCUGGGCCGUGCCUUUGUAUGCAAUGCUGUUGCCAAUAGCCGUUUUUCUGUUCGUGUAUUGGCGUAGAAGAGAUAUCUACGAUCUUCAUCAUGCCAUACUUGGUCUCUUUUACUCUGUUUUAAUAACAGCGGUCAUUACUGAUGCGAUAAAAAAUGCAGUGGGACGACCUCGACCAAACUUCUUUUGGCGUUGCUUUCCUGAUGGGAAAGAUGUGUAUGAUCAAUUAGGCAAUGUUAUAUGUCAUGGUGAUGUGAAUGUUAUCAAGGAAGGGCAUAAGAGCUUUCCAAGUGGCCAUACUUCAUGGUCUUUUGCUGGUCUUGGUUUCCUGUCGUUGUACUUAUCAGGAAAGAUACAAGUAUUCGACCAACGAGGUCACAUUGCAAAACUCUGCAUUGUUUUUCUUCCCCUGCUUUUUGCAUCUCUCGUUGGCGUUUCUCGAGUGGACGAUUACUGGCACCAUUGGCAGGAUGUGUUUGCUGGAGGUCUGCUCGGGCUUGUAGUAUCUACCUUCUGCUACUUGCAGUUUUUUCCUCCUCCAUACCAUUCUCAAGGUUGGGGACCGUAUGCAUACUUUAGAGUGUUGGAGACGCUUGCCAAUCCUCCCCCACCGACGAAUGGCAUGAAUGUUGUGCAGAAUGAACAGGACGUCGAAAGACAGGAGGUGAACGACCGAAACAACGAUAGAUUUCUAGGACUGUCCAUUGAUGCCAAUGCUCGUUCCACAAUGCAGGAAACUACAACUGAGGGGAAAUAAGUGGUUGCCUUUCUACGUUGCUUUGGAGGCUUUAAAUUGCUUUGCUACACAGUCCAUGGCACAGCAUUGCUUGUAUGUGUAUGUGUGUGGUUUAUAGGCUUUAAUUAUAUGAUGGGGUUCUUGUACAGCAGGUUUUUCUUUGGUUUCAUUUUAUGACAUGGAUCGUUGUUACCGUGUAAACAUCACAUUUUGGGAUUCUACAAACAAAUCUAUCUUUGUUUCUUUUCAA